AUGCCACGAAGGGCUCAGACGUUCGACGACUACGGCUCUGCCGUUGGGGAGGUCAGUGAUCCGUCGUACUCAGGGUCGGCAUGGUUGCCGGUUAACAACUCCUCACAGAUCAUCUUGACUUCUUCCGACACGGACUUUCUUGACCAACUCAUCCCCCUUCUGAAAGAUGCCAGCACCAGUAAUCGGACCAGCUCUCUGGCCCAGAGCCUCUCCCACUAUGCCGAGGACCGCGAGGCCGAGAUCGAAAACAUCGGCUUGACGAAGCACGAGGAAUUUCUGAGUUCUGUCACCCAGCUCCAAAAGGUCCGCGAGGGCACUAUCAACCUGACCGCCGAGAUCCUCGAGUUGAACCAAUCCAUACAGUCGAGCACUCAGGAGCUGGCCGAGCAGAAGCAGAAGUUGGUUGACAAGAGGGCUAUUCGGCAGAACGUCUCGGAUGCUUCUGAUGCGCUGAAUGGAUCUCUCAAGAUACUGCAUGCGGUCAACCAUGCGCACGAGUUGAUCCGCAAGAAAAGAUACUAUGCCGCUCUGAAGUCGCUGGAGGACCUGCAGAACGAGCAUCUGAUCCCGAUAAUACAGAACAAGUAUGCCACCCAGCAACAACUGGCAGAUAUGAUCCAAAAGUCCAUUCCGGCUUCUCAAAAGUCGAUAGGCGACGCCGUCAUGAACGAUUUAAAUACGUGGCUUUUCCGCAUCCGUGAGACCUCACAGUUCCUGGGUGAAGUAGCAUUUUAUCAUACAGAGAUGAGGCGGUCAAGACACAAGGAUCGAUCGGACAACAAUGAUACCCUCAGCAACUUCAAGCUGAACUCCGCGAUUGAACUAGUAUAUGACGAAGCCGAAGAGUUCGACGUCCUCGACAACGAGGAGCUUCAAGUGGACUUCCAGCCCUUAUAUGAAUGUCUGCACAUCCACCAGGCUCUUGGCAGAAGCGACAAACUCCGGGCCGACUACGCCGCAACAAGGCGUCAGCAAAAAGAUCUCUUGAUACCGACCUCCAUCCACGUUGAUGGCGACGAAGAACCAUCACUCAACAGUCUACUGGAAGGCAUCGCUGGUUUCGCAGUAAUUGAAAAGGCAACGAUGCGACGUGUACCUCAGUUGCGGUCUGCUGUAGAUGUGGAGGAGCUUUGGGAUUCCAUGUGCACUUCCGCAAUUACUCUCACAUCCCGUUCAUUGGGCAACAUUACCAAUGCGGAGGUACUGCUCAAGAUCAAGUCGGUCUAUGCGCUAUUCAUUCAGUCCAUGGAAGGCUGGGGUUACAGUGUCACCAUGCUGGAUAAUUUCCUGCUCACUUUGUUCGACACAUAUGCCGACCUGCUGAAACGCCGAUUCAGUGAAGACUUCCAAGAAAUAGUCUCAACGGAUGACUAUAUGCCAAUGGCGAUCAACAGCGCCGAGGAGUACGAAAAAGUUGUCAACGUCAGCUGGUUCACACAGGACACCCCAACCGAGGAACUCACAUUCCCGUGUGUUUUGCCAUUUUCGCAAAUGUACCCGUUGUGCUGCAUCGACAUCAGGAAUUUCCUUAACCAGUUUUAUUUCUUUGCUGAUGAUCAUUUCCAACACCCUAAUGUCAUCGAUGACACUCUGAGAAAGUCUCUGGAUGAGCUUUUGACCCAGAAAGUCUGUCAGUCGUUGGUCGAGCGCCUCAACUCCCAAUAUUUGGGCCAGAUAGUUCAGAUUCUCAUCAACUUGGAGCAUUUUGAGAUCGCGUGUCAGGAACUGGAGCAACUUUUGAUCAGGGCUCGAUCCUCCACGUCAGCUGGUGGGCCUGUGACCUUGAGCGCUACCGAGCAGUUCAGGAACAACAAGAAGACGGCUGAGAAGCGCAUUUUUGAGCUGGUAAACUCGAAAAUUGACGACUUGGUGGACACAGCGGAAUACGACUGGAUGUCGACGACCGCCUCUACCGAGCCAAGCAACUACAUACAGACGCUGACUAGAUACCUGUCGAACAUCAUGAAUUCGACACUGCUCGGCCUUCCUCGAGAAAUCAAGGAACUCAUCUACUAUGACGCCCUCAACCAUGCCGCCGAAAGAAUACUGGCCUUGCCUCUCCAGCCCGAAGUCAAGACUAUCAACCCCAACGGUGUGGCCGCCAUGGCAAUGGACGUGCAAUGCCUGGUCGAGUUCGUCCAAGGACUCGAGAACUCGUUUAUGCUCAUGCAAAUCCUCCAGGAGCUUGAGCAGACGGUCAAGCUGAUGCAGGCGGAGAACGCCGACGACUUCUACGACAUCUCGGUACGCAACAGGAACUACGGCUCCGUCAACGCUAUGACCGGCCCCGUCCUGCUCGAGAAGCUCACGCACACGGUCGAGGCGCCGAAUCGUGCGGCGGCUACAAUGGCCAAUUUCUCGUCGCGGUUUGGCUUCAAGAGCUGA
Messenger RNA from Diaporthe amygdali, 2385 nucleotides. RefSeq lists its product as uncharacterized. Gene Ontology annotation, cellular component: membrane; exocyst. Gene Ontology annotation, biological process: intracellular protein transport; Golgi to plasma membrane transport; exocytosis. Lineage: Eukaryota; Fungi; Ascomycota; Sordariomycetes; Diaporthales; Diaporthaceae. The coding region runs from base 1 to 2385 and encodes 794 amino acids. The record is from RefSeq and is a predicted model, not a curated record. The transcript has 4 exons.